Gigantopelta aegis is the source of this 3022-nucleotide messenger RNA. RefSeq names its product V-type proton ATPase 16 kDa proteolipid subunit-like. Gene Ontology annotation, molecular function: proton-transporting ATPase activity, rotational mechanism. The transcript is spliced from 3 exons. NCBI's taxonomy places the organism in Eukaryota, Metazoa, Mollusca, Gastropoda, Neomphalida, Peltospiridae. Gene Ontology annotation, cellular component: proton-transporting V-type ATPase, V0 domain. The record is from RefSeq and is a predicted model, not a curated record. The coding region runs from base 118 to 597 and encodes 159 amino acids. Gene Ontology annotation, biological process: proton transmembrane transport.
UACGCAUCAUUCGCCAUUUUUGAUAAGAUUCGUGUGGGAGUGUGUUUUUUGGUCUUGAUUCCUUUUACUAUUUCUUACAUCUUUCUUUCGGCAAGCAAAACAAAAGACUGAACGAAAAUGGGUGACGAAUUUCCAGCAGAUGCACCUCCAUAUACUUCUUUCUUUGGAGUAAUGGGCAUAACAGCGGCUAUGUCGUUUUGCGCUAUUGGAGCAGCUUAUGGAACUGCGAAGUCUGGAACUGGGAUAUCUGCAAUGGCUGUGAUGAGACCUGAGCUGAUCAUGAAAUCUGUCAUCCCAGUUGUUAUGGCUGGUAUUAUUGCUAUUUAUGGGCUCGUUGUGGCUGUCGUCUUAUCACAGAACGUGGAGGAGAAAGGUUACACAUUUUAUAAGAGCUUCCUUCACCUUGGUGCAGGAUUGAGUGUUGGCCUCAGUGGACUUGCAGCAGGAUUUGCGAUUGGAAUUGUAGGAGAUGCAGGAGUGCGUGGAACUGCGCAGCAACCCAGACUGUUUGUUGGAAUGAUUCUCAUUCUUAUCUUUGCUGAAGUACUGGGUCUUUAUGGACUUAUUGUUGCCCUCAUUUUGUCAGUCAAACAGUGAUCUCUUGUAUACAGAGUUAGCUCAUAUAAAACAAUCUCUGCAGUGAAACAAGGGACUUUUAACAACCUACAAUGGAAAGAUGUUUAGAACUUUUUUUCACUGGAGAGUUCUUACCCUAAUCUCCCCAUGCUUCCGUUCGUAUUUCAGAAGGACAACCGAAGUAUGAAGAGAUUGAAUUUCAGGACACUUGUAUUUUAGUUCAGUGACUUAUUUUGUGGUUUAAAUGCCCCGUUCACCAUUGCACAGUUUUCUUGUUUAUGAUUCAUUUUUAUGUAUCGUGAACUGACAUCUAAAGGGAUAUAUGUAAAUAGUGGUAUUAAAGCUCCGGCUGAAUGGGAUAACUAUUUUGGUGGAUUGAAGACCAGGUAUGUUGAAAAUAAAGUGGUUCAGUUUUGUAGAAUAGGCGUCAACAUGCAAAAUUAUCAAGAUGCAGUUAUCCAUUUAGCCGAUUUCAAAUUGUAAAAAUUGUACACAAUACUGUGGUUCUGUCACCAGGCAACAACGAAAGGAUACCUGCCAGUGGUCAAGUAGAAUAAUCUGAACAUCUGGAAUUACAGUAUAUCAUUUUGGCAACAUAUUAUGAGUAUGAUUUCCUAUUGGUUUUUUAAUGAGAUUAAUGCUUAAAUACAGCAAUAAUCUUCUAAUCAGUUGUGUGUAUCUGAAACUCACAAAUCCUUCAAUUUAUCUUUUAUGGACAAAUAUUUGCAAGUUUCUUUUUAGGUGUCGAUAUAACGAUGCAUUUGUUCUUAAAAUUCCUGUUUAGGGAAGGGGGUAACUACUAACCGGGGCUUUAUAUAUGAUUUUGUUUACUUUUACUACUGACUGAAAUACGAGGUUAUGAAAUUGAUUUUGAACAAAUUCUGUAUGUCAGUGAGCAUGCAUGCCUUGCUGAAAUGAUAGUGGCUCCCACCUACUGGUAAAUUACACUAGUGGUCAGAUUCAUUAGGAAUAACAGAUUUUCUUUGUAGCUGACCAUAAAUUAUAUAUAGUUACUCAUAAUGAUAUUUGGAAAUCAUAAUCCUGCUAUGUCAAAUUUAAAGAUGACUAUUUCAGCAGAAUUUUUUUUUAAAGUAUGUUUUAACAGGCAUAAAGUAAAAAGAAUCUUUAAAGUAUACUGAAUAUUAUCUAGGCUAAUCAUUAGAAUAUUGAAUUUACUAUCUUCAAAUACAAAGUUCACAUCCCUUUUGAAAUAUUGUUUUUUUUAUUGGUUACAGAAGCUAUAUGUAGUUGAAGCUACAUACACUGUGAGAUGAAUGGUAUUUCCCCAGGGAUAUAAACUUGAUAGCAAAUAGUAGCUUAUUAUCUUCUAAAUUGUAUAUACAACUGUAUAUAUCUGUUUCCUGUCCACGAUGUUGUGUGUAUAUUUUAUGCGACUGCAGAUGGUGCAUAGUACAGUGUGUGAGAUGGUUUUCAUGUGUAUUUAUGUAUUGUAUGUAUAGAUAUAGGUGCAUUUCUGUACAAAUCUAUGAUCAGUUAAGUGUAUGUGCACAGUUAAUUUUGUGAUAAUUUAAACUGAAAAUCAUUAACAUAUGUGUGAGAUUCAUUAAAAAUGUACCCGAAGCCGAUUGUUCAUAAAUUACUCAGAAUUUAUCAUAUGUAUGGAUUCUUAAAACUGAUAAAGGGGGUGGGGGUCAUCAUGCUAAGUGAAAGGAAGUGGUACAGCAUUGCAUUUUAAAAACAUUUGAGACAAACUAUUAUUGGAUUUGUUUAUGAUGAUAUUCUUUCGAUUAAAAUUUUCUUCAUAGGUAUUGCCAAAAUGUGCGAUACGCAUCCAUUUAACUUCCAAUGUAUAUUUGGUGUUUUAUUUUCCUCACAGCUUGUUUACAUUCCAUAAAAUUAAGUACGUUAACCUCUAUAUUUUGCAUAUAUUUUAACAAGUUGAGGAAUCCCAUUUCCCAAGAAAGCAGUAUUCUUUUCCUUUCUUUUUUUUAAAUUAAUUUUCGCGUGUAACUUGUUAAUCAUUCAAAUCAGUUUUAUUUUAGCAUCAUGUUUAGCACCAGUGGUUGUUACAAUUAAGUGUUGUCAAAUUUCUUUUUCUUCAUUAAGUAUCGGUAUUUUCAGUUCUAUAUGUUCUUGUUAACGGUCAUUUUAACUUCAGAACGUAGUAGGAAUUAUGAAAUUUUUCAUCUUUUAGUAGGAAGUUUUAGUAAUUACCUCAGAUAAUAUAAAAACAGUGAAAUAGUUAUAUGGCAUUUUUGUUGUAUCAUGUACGUCUAGUUAACAGGUCAGCCAUCUAGCAGUUUAAAUGAUUUGAUUACCUGCUCAAAGUUAAACCUGACCAGUCGGAUUUGAAAUUAUGGUCGUUGUUGCAGAGGCCUGUGUAGAUGCUGUAGUUAGUACGACAGGAAGCAGUGGACUCGUAUUUAUGUAGGCAUGUAUUGUUUUCAUUGUCAUAAUGUAUACAAAAUAAAGCAAGAGUAUCAUC